AUGUCAAAGGUAGUAAAACAACUCGGGUUGCUUGAUCAGAUCAUACUGACCUCUCGGGUCCUCCACGGCUUCAACAUGGCCAAUGAAGUAACGAAAGGGGAGAUCUCCCUCUCGGUUGACAUGUCCGGUACAGUUCAGAACACCAAGCUCCACAUCAUCGAUAGUGACAUGAGGUACAACGCAUUGCUUGGCAGGUCGUGGAUACACAGCAUGAGGGCAGUGCCGUCAACUCUACACCAGGUGAUGAAGUUUCCAACAAAGGAUGGUAUAACAACAGUAUAUGGAGAACAACAUGUGGCAAAAGAAAUGUUUGAGGUUUACCAGGAGACCCCCGAGGGUGAUGAAGAAGAUUUCCUAGCUCCUCGAACUUUCGUUGCCCCCGAAGAGUCGGAUGCAAUGAAAUCGACAAUUGAAGAGUUGGAGCAAGCUGUUUUGAUCGAACAUCUCCCAGAUCGAAAG
Messenger RNA from Nicotiana tabacum (common tobacco), 459 nucleotides. Lineage: Eukaryota; Viridiplantae; Streptophyta; Magnoliopsida; Solanales; Solanaceae. The record is from RefSeq and is a predicted model, not a curated record.